AUGAAUUUUCCUUCAUUUUCUUCUUAUCACUUUGAGGUCGGUGGAAGUGCUUCGUCGAAUCCAGCCACCAAUACUAUUCAUAUAGAACAUGAUGAGGAGCAAGUUGAACCACAACACCACGCAUUGGUCGUCGAAACCCAACAAGGAACCGACAACCUCCGAGGUGUGGCACUAGUGGGCAUAGACAUCAUUAAAGUUGAAUUUGGCAACAUCGUCAAAACCUUACCUGGCUUUCAGGGUCCGUUGCCAUUCAAGCUCGAGACUGGAUAUGUAAGUGUGGAGGAAUCGGAGCUGUUCUACUAUUUUGUUGAGUCAACAGGAAAGCCACGCAUUGAUCCUCUUCUCCUUUACUUGGUUGGAGGUCCUGGAUGCUCUGGUUUAAAUGCACUAUUCUACCAAGUUGGUCCUCUGGCUUUCAAUGGGACAGAGUAUUCUGGGGGUAUACCACAAAUAAUCUUGAAGUCACACGCCUGGACAAAGACAGCAAGCAUAAUAUUUCCUGACGUUCCUGUUGGCACUGGCUUCUCGUAUGCUACAACCCCACAAGGUUACCUUAUGUCAGAUACUAUAUCAGCUAGACAGACUUACAAAUUCUUAAGGAAGUGGCUGAUUGAACACCCAGAGUAUAUCUCGAAUAGGAUCUAUAUUGCCACGGAUUCAUACAGUGGAAUAUUUGCGCCAAUCAUUUCACAGUAUAUAUUAGAUGGUAAUGCAGCUGAACAUCAGCCAUUUAUAAACCUAAUAGGAUUCCUAAGUGGCUCCCCCCAUAUUAAUACAUCAUUAGAGGGAAAUUCAAAAGUACCCUAUGCCCACAACAUGGCACUCAUAUCAGACAAGCUUUACGAGGCAGCCAAAGAAAAUUGCAAUGGUUGGUACUAUGAAGUAGACCCCUCAAAUGCAAAAUGUGUGGAAGCACUUCUACCAAUAUCUCAGUGCGUUGGUGAUAUUUAUGAAGACAAUGUUCUGGAAUCUAAUUGUGCUCUAAUAUCACCAAAACCAGAUGAUGAAUCGGCUCAAAGAGCUCUCAAAGAAGCCAGGCGUUUCCCCCAUCCAUCUCCAAAACAUAAAUUUAAGGACUGGUGGUGCAAGAACUUUGUUUAUAUACUUUCGGACAUAUGGGCAAACAAUAAGACCGUUCAGGAAGCCCUAUAUGUUCGCGAGGGUGGUCAACGAUGGUAUAGAUGCAACCUAGUCGUCAAAUACGCAUACAAUUACGACAUUCGAAAUGUAAUUCCUUAUCAGAAGAAUCUUACCAACUCAGGUUUACAAAUAUUAGUUUACGGUGGCGACCUUGACAUGGUUAUUCCUCACAUAUCAACUGAAAAAUGGUUGAGAAACCUGAAUCUUACCAUUGAUACUUCUUGGACGCCAUGGUUUGUCGAUGGUCAAGUUGCAGGGUAUAAAGUUAUAUAUUCUAAUACAGGAUACCGGUUGACCUAUGCAACUUUGAAGGGAGCAGGUCACUCUCCCACAGAGUACUUCCAUGAACGAUGCUUUGAGAUGUUUCAAAGGUGGAUCCAUUUUUAUCCUUUAUAGUCUGCAUGCGACUUCUUUCCAAACAGCCAGUCCUAGGAUAUUUGCACAAAAUAAAGCUUCUAA
Molecule: messenger RNA, 1599 nt
Organism: Cajanus cajan (pigeon pea)
Lineage: Eukaryota; Viridiplantae; Streptophyta; Magnoliopsida; Fabales; Fabaceae
Product: serine carboxypeptidase-like 17
Biological process (GO): secondary metabolic process; proteolysis
Molecular function (GO): serine-type carboxypeptidase activity; acyltransferase activity, transferring groups other than amino-acyl groups
Source: RefSeq, a predicted model, not a curated record